AUCCCAUUUUAUUAGAUAAAACAUCCGCAGAAAAUGGUACGUUCUGCGGUGUUGGGAUUAGCGUUAGUGCUGCUGUUCGCCUACUGCAAAGCCGAUGAAGUUUUCGGUUGCGGUGGCUUCGUGAAAAACGUUAAUUCCGAGCUCGAUCUGAGUAAAGUGGAGGUCGGACUGUUCACAGCACAGGGCAGCUUAAAAAUCAAAACCGAAUGUUCACCAUCGAACGGGUACUACUUCAUCCCGGUGUACGAUAAGGGCUUGUAUGUGUUGAAGGUGAUACCACCACCCGGUUGGAGCUUCGAACCGGAACAGGUAGAGAUCAAAUUCGACGGCCAGACAGAUAAGUGUAGCCUUGGAAAGGAUGUGAAUUUCCUUUUCAAAGGGUUCGGAAUUACAGGCCGCGUUGAGUUUCACGGUGUGGCAGACGCGGGGGCACGAAAUGUGCGAGUAGAGCUGGUAGCGGAGGAUGGUAGUAAAAUCGGCCAAACGGUCACGAACGGAAAUGGUGUGUUUUCGUUCACACCGAUCAAACCGGGCCGAUAUGUGGUGAAGGUGCAGCAUGCGAAGUGGCACUUUGUGGCACCAGAGUACAAGGUGACCGUUGCAUCGGGAAAUACAGAGAUUCCUGCCGGAUCACUCGUCGUUUCGGGCUUCGAUGUAGAGGGUAGCGUUUUCAGCGAUGGACAACCGUUUGCAAACGUUGGCUUGCUGCUGUACAGCGCCAAAGACCAAAAACCACUGGUAAAGUGUGCUUCAGCUGACAUUCCAUCCGUCGUAAACAACGCUAACACAGUGUACGAAUCGAACCCCAUCUGCUUUACUACACCAAACAAAAACACCGGAACCUAUCUAUUUCCGGGCGUGUCCCGGGGGAAGUAUCUAAUUCGGCCCCAUUUUAGCGACAGCAAGAUCAAAUUCCAUAUACGCCCGGAAGCGGUUGAGCUGGUGGUUGGUAGCGAUGGUGUCCGGGUGAGGGAACACUUCGAGGUAACAGGAUUCAGCGUAUCGGGACGCGUUUUGCGCUCACCCAAUGGGGCAAGUGUUGUUGGUGCACGAGUUAAACUGAACGGUCGUGAAAUCGCCGUUACCGGAAAGGAUGGUACCUACACGCUGGAAAACAUUCAACCCGGCACGUACACAAUACAGGUCCAGGCGGACGAUCUACAGUUUAAGGAUCACAUCGUAAAGGUAUCGCUGGCCAAUCCUUCCCUGCCGGAUGUGCUCGUGUCUGGAUUUAAAGUGUGCGGACAGGUCAUUUCGAAGAAAGCGCAUCGUGUUGCGAUCACAAAACAAGCAUCCACCAUGAUGGUGGAGGUGACCAGUCGCGAAGGUACCGGCGAGUGGUGUACGUUCCUUGAAAACGGUCAAUACACGGUGCAGGUACUAACAAGCGAUGAGGAGCACGCGAGCGGCAUCCAGUUCUUCCCCGUUACACAAACGAUCGAGGUUAAUUACUCGGAACCGGUAGAGGGAAUCGUAUUUUCGCAGCUUCGUGCCACAGUAAAGGGUGAAGUCCGUUGUCUGGCAACGCGUGAAUCGUGUGGCGAUCUUGCCGUUACACUGCAAGCCCUUGAUGGUAAUGGAAAGGCAGUUGGUCAGCCCGUAAACGUCGCUGUUUCCGAUGCGGGUGUGUACACGUUCCAGAAUGUCCUGCCCGGUAGCUACGAAGUAAGUGUCCCAAGUUCGAAAUUAUGCUGGCAGUCCAAUACGGUUAAAAUCAACAUCAAAACUGCCAAGGAAACGGUACCGGACUUUGUGCAGACGGGAUACAUUGUUUCGAUCCUUUCGAGUCACGGUGCAACCAUGGCUUACCGCUGGAAGGAUACUCGUCCGGCAGAGAAGGAAGCAAACGCGGCCUCCAAGGAGGAAGAGAUCGUAUUGACCGCUGGCAUGAAUAUGUUCUGCGUGAAACGAGCCGGUACGUACGGAAUGCGUUUAAGCGGAUGCCAUCGGUUUGAGGAAACGACACCAACCGAAUUCACUACCACCAGCGCUGGGCCCAUCUCGGUCAAUGCUAAGAGUCACCGUAAUCUGGUGUCGCUGGUAGCGGAAGAAAAGGAAAGUUAUCGGGUGAAGGUACUGCGAGAUGGGGAAACAGCUGAAGAUUUUGUUGAUCUCGAACUAUCGGACACUCGUACCGAUGGAGGAUACCUGUAUCGAAAGGAAUUUUAUCUCCAACACGGCGAACGGAUUACGCUUGUACCACAAAGCGAAAUUAUGCUGUUCAACCCUACCCAGCUCGUUGUAACGGGUGGGAGCGAUUGUACGGAUGUUUCUACCAAGCUAAAAGCUACGAAGGGAUUGCUGAUUAACGGUCGUACCGAGCCACCUGUAAAGGAUGCUACCAUAACGUUAACCUUCCCGAAAAAUGCGGAUCUUGCAUCUCAGAUUACGCUAACGAACGAACGGGGUGAGUUCCGGUUUGGUCCGAUCGAUCCUUCCCUCACCGUGGAGCUAUCGGCCGAGAAGGAAUCGUACGUGUUCUCCGAUUUUGACCGAUCGAGCAACUCAUUCAGCGGUCACAAACUUUGCGAAAUCAUCGUCACGGUAAAGGAUGACGCUGGAAAUCGACUGCCGGGCGUACUUUUAUCACUGUCCGGUGCGGAAAGUUAUCGUAAAAAUUUGGUCACCGGCGACGAUGGUACGAUUAAGUUCCAUUCCCUAUCGCCCAGCGAAUAUUAUCUGCGGGCGAUGAUGAAAGAGUACGAGUUCCGACCAAACUCGAAGCUUAUUAAGGUACAGGAAGGUGCCACCGUCCAGGAGGAGCUUGUCGGCAAGCGGACACAGUUUUCUAUUUUCGGUUCAAUCACCUCACUGAACGGGGAACCGUUCGCCAAUGUGGCGGUCGAAGCGGUAACGGACGAAACGUGCGGUAAUGUCCUGGAGGAAGCGACGAGCGAAUUUAACGGUCAGUAUCGUAUCCGAGGCCUUACACCCGGUUGUCAGUAUCGAGUGCGGGUACGUACCGGUGCAGGACCAACGGCUGCUGUUGAUCGUUCCAUCCCACGCGAACGGGUCGUUUCGAUUGAGAAGGCCGACACACGUGAUGUGAAUCUGAUCGCCAUUAGUCCGCUCGCGUUCGUCGAUGUAACGGUGCGUGUUGUGGCAUCACAGAACGAUCACUACAAAACGCUAAAGAUUGCACUGUACAAAAAGGGAAGCGAUUCACCGGUUCACACGCAACGUAUCGAAUCACCGCUGAAUCCAAAAUCGAAGAUUAAUCCGGGAAUUAUGGUAUUUUUCCCUCGCAUUCCUUUCGAUGGAAAGAGCUAUCAUAUCGAGCUGACUUCCUCGCUGUCUGAGAAGAAUUACCGGUACAGCUUAUCGUCGGUGUCGUUCGUGGCCAAUACGAGUAGCUUUUAUGCGGAGUUACCGUUCGAGCCGGAACUGCGAACCGCCGAAGGUGAUCUGAACCAAAGUUCACUGUCCGCAAUCGUACUGAUUGCGAUCAUUGGCUUUGUGUUCUUUAAGCAGGAGCUUGCCUUUGAGCUGCUGGGAAUUGCUUGGGCUAAGGUAGGAAACCUCGCUGGUGGUGCGAUGAACCGACGACCUACGGGCAAGGAGCUUAAGAAUGAUGCCGGACCCAUCGAUACGCGCGAUAUUGAUGCUCUGGCCUCAACCAUUGAUGGCAUGAAGAAGAAGAAAACCAAAAAAGUUUCCUAGAAAUAGUGGCGAGCAGGAAGAGAAG
Molecule: messenger RNA, 3685 nt
Organism: Anopheles maculipalpis
Lineage: Eukaryota; Metazoa; Arthropoda; Insecta; Diptera; Culicidae
Product: nodal modulator 1
Exons: 3
Coding region: 34-3660 (1208 amino acids)
Cellular component (GO): endoplasmic reticulum membrane
Molecular function (GO): carbohydrate binding
Source: RefSeq, a predicted model, not a curated record